AUGUGGUUGAGCCUCUUAGUCCUCAUAUCCUUAGUGUCUUGUGGGAAUACUUUCUGGCUACCUUUUGAAAAUCUGCAAUCAUUACUGGAAGAUCUGCAAAAUGCAACGAUUAAACUCGGAACGAGUGAAUCCGGCAUUUCCUUUAGUCUCUCCGACAUAGCUACAGAUUUUUUCUCCGGAAUACGUCGAUUUUUCUCAAGAAUCAAUGAUCAGGACAAAUAUGUCAUUGCUCAAGAAGUGCUUGAUUUCUUCAACGUAACUACGGAAGCUUCUUUUGUGGAUAUAUCGUCAGAGCAGAUCAGCUACCCGCUACCGUACAUCGAGCCUACCGUAGCGAUACAGCAGCAUACGGUAGCGACGACGGCUCCGAUGCGAACGAGGCCGAUGAGAACAACAACUCAAGCACCUUCGUCACAGCGUUACACGGCCUACAGUCCCGUGAUCAUUUGGCCCACAACUGCUAGAACAACUACCGUGCUGAGGACGUCGCGAAGACCGUUCACUUGGAGACCGGUGACACCGCAUUUGCAAAGGUCUUCACCUUCAUCCGUGACACCCUCUUUUGUUGAGCAAGCUUUUGCUACUGAUUCCACAACCACGGACAACAUUCCUCUUAUCGUCAAGGCUAGGAAGUUUACGAGACCACCUAUCGUCAUUGAUUCGCCAACGGUAGCGCUGUCACAGCUCAAACUAACAAGCAAAUACUGUCAAACCGGCAAGAAAUGUCAUGUGGAUCUGCGCAGCUUCGAGACUACAGAUCCGGUAUUCCAUUAUGCCUACAGUCAUUCUUCAGCGUCCAGUGAUCACGUGCAGACGGUUUUACGAGAAACGCAAGCAAUGUCUUUUCCUGCUCCACUCUCUUGGAGGGGCUCUGUGGCACCAGAAGUUAUCCAACUGACAAAACUGUUGAUGUCACUAUAUCAGCCUUCUAGGUGUCUAAUUAUAGGCGUAUUCACUGGCCUCGGUUUGCUGGGCAUUGCGGAGCAGGUUGGGUCUGGAGGUCUAAUCGUUGCGCUCGAACAUCCUUCCUACGAACAGUUCUGGGAGAAUGUUGGUUCGAGAGUUGCCAAAACAAUCUCCCACGCCUACACUCCACAAAUUCAACUGCUUUCGUCGGAACCGAUCGAAAAAGCGCUCUCGAGAUUGGCCGCUAACGAGUCCAACAACUUUGAUUUUGUAUUUUUGGACGAUUUCAAGCGCGACAAUUAUCUGGACGACUACGAACAUUCGAUCCGUCUUCUGAGAUCGGGUGGUUUACUAGUCAUAAAUCAGGCCUUGAACGAUGGUGGAGUACUCACAGGUGUUGAGAUGAUGACCGAAAGUGAUCGUAUAAUAUCAAUGAUGAAUGUACGAAUAAAGGAAGACGGAAGGGUGCGUGCAUCGCUACUACCAUUUGGUGGAGGAACUUGGAUAAUAUCGAAGAAGUAG
This is a messenger RNA of Cylicocyclus nassatus, 1428 nucleotides long. The record is from the annotation of a GenBank genome assembly. Lineage: Eukaryota; Metazoa; Nematoda; Chromadorea; Rhabditida; Strongylidae.